AUGGAUGAAGGAGAAGAAGUGAAAUCAAAAGGAGGUAACUUUGGGGACGUAAUGGAAGGAGUGGCUUCAAUAGCACUGUUACCAUCUGGGGCCAUAUCAGGCCACUUCAUCCACCGCCAAAACUCCAUUAGCAUUUGCUACGGUCUUUUUGGAACUGAGUUGGCAUGUGAAAAGGAGUGUAGCAGGGGUGAGGAUUAUCGUCUGAUCAAGCUUGAAAUCAUAGACUACAGUAGAAAGAAAGAAAAGGUUGUGGUUGUAGAGUGUAGAGGCCAUGAUGCUGCUAGGUUGCAGAGCAUUGAUCAUGCUCAUGGUUGGGAGGAGGAUGUUGUGGAUCUGGUUGAAGAACAGCAUGGGAAGGACAAGCUUUUGGUUUCUUUCAACUGUGAGACUCUGAAAUCUGAUAAAGCAGCAGAAGAUCAUAUCAAACAGUUUAUGCCCAAGUUAGCUGGCCUGGAUGCUAUUGUCAACAUUGGUAAGAUGACCAUUGCUGGGUUGAACUUCGAAGCAGAGGAAUGA
Prunus armeniaca (apricot) is the source of this 516-nucleotide messenger RNA. Lineage: Eukaryota; Viridiplantae; Streptophyta; Magnoliopsida; Rosales; Rosaceae. The record is from the annotation of a GenBank genome assembly.